Molecule: messenger RNA, 447 nt
Organism: Sycon ciliatum
Lineage: Eukaryota; Metazoa; Porifera; Calcarea; Leucosolenida; Sycettidae
Exons: 1
Coding region: 1-447 (148 amino acids)
Biological process (GO): chromatin organization; negative regulation of transcription by RNA polymerase II
Cellular component (GO): pericentric heterochromatin
Molecular function (GO): chromatin binding
Source: RefSeq, a predicted model, not a curated record
AUGGUGCUUGUUUAUAAGGACUUCUUGCUAACGCCAGAGGCCCGUCUUCAACCGUCCCGGAAGCUGCGGCCAAGGUGGUUUGGGCCCUACCGCGUGCAGGCAAAGAUUAGCUCAAACGCAUAUCGUUUGGAGCUUCCUCGCACGAUUCGUUGCCAUCCCGUCUUCAACAUUACUGCCUUGCGGCGGUAUGAGGAAAACGCUGUUCCUGGCAGAGAGCAAUCUCCACCACCGUCAUUCACUGACCUCGAUGGAAACACACGGUUCAUGGUCGAAGAAAUUCUGGAUCACCGAGAACGUAGGGGACAGCGAGAGUACCUGGUCCAUUGGCAGGGCUAUCCUGUCGACGAAGCUACAAGGGAACCCGCAACUAAUUUGCGCGAUGAGUCUGGCAGAGACAUUGUGUUAUUUAAAUUCAAGGAAUCUUCACUGAUAUUGCAGCUGAGUUAA